AUGAAGACCAAGAUUGGCUGGACAUUGCUGGGACCAGUGCAGAGGGGCCGGUGCACCGAUACGAAGUCGAUACGCAGAAUCACCGUACAGGAACUAGACUGGGAUCUGAAUGCGAACUUCAGCAGAGAGUUUAACGACGGCCCAAUAGGAGAGGAGAUCCAAUGGUCCAGGGAGGAGGAAGAAUUUAUGAAGAACCUGUCAGAGACUACCACCUUUGAUGGAGGGAGGUACCAUGUUGGUGUGCCUCUAAAGAACCCAUUGCCUCCAGUAAUUCCCGACAGUAGACCGAUGGCUCAGAAAAGACUAGUUGGCGUUCAGAAGAGAAGCAGGAGAGAUUCUACGUAUGAUACUGCCUACAAGGACGAGAUGGACGACUUGAAGAGAAAGAUAUACGUCGAAAGAGUACCAGAAGCUGAGCUCGACAUCCCGGAUCGAUGGUAUCUACCACACCAUGGUGUAUUCAGCAAGAAGAAGAACUCGAAGAUGCGUAUAGUCUUUGAUGGAGCAGCUGAGAUUCAUGGAGUUUCACUCAACAGUCUAUGUAAAAAGGGACCAGAUCUCACCAAUCGACUAGACGGGAUCUUGCUGCGAUUUCGAGAACUGCCUGUCGCAGUUAGCAGUGACAUCCAGGCCAUGUACCAUCAGAUCGUAGUUCCCAUUGCUGAUAGGAACUGGUACAGAUUCUUGCUCGCAGAUGAAGAAGGUGCAACCCAGGAUUGGAGAUGGACCGUGCACCAUUUUGGAUCGAAGCCAUCUCCAUCAGUUGCCUGUCACGCCUUGAAAUGUGGACUGGAAUCUCAAGGGAAUCCAGAGAACAGAGCCAUAUCGAUCGCGGCACAACGAGCGUUCUAUGUCGACGACAACCUAGACAGUUAUGCUGAUUGUCAAGAAGGAGUUGUAGCAGUUGAAGCUGUGGACCAGACUUGCAUCCAGUCAGGCUUUAAGAAGAGAAAGUAUGCAAGCAAUUGCCCAGAGGUACUUCAAGGGAUACCUCCAGAGCGUCGAGCUAAAGUUGAGGCUGAGGUCAGCUUAACCAACGAUGCCGGUGACGAACAGCCAACACUUGGUAUGAACUGGAGAUUGGAAUCAGACCAAUUAGUGUAUCGCGCCCCAGAGAUGAAGGAUGUCAAGACAAGAAGAGAAGUGCUGUCAAAUAUGACUAAACUAUUUGACCCACUAGGCCUCGUAUCGCCAUGGAUCCUGAAUUGCAGAAUGAUCGUUCAGAGUCUCUGCAAACUGAAGCUGAGUUGGGAUGAACAGAUACCUGAGGAGUACCUGAAGUUGUGGACCAACUGGCAGAAGGGAACCGACGCUAUCACCAAGAUUGAAUUCGAAAGAUGCAUCACUAGCUACACCUACGACUCUGAGGCCACGUAA
Molecule: messenger RNA, 1377 nt
Organism: Lineus longissimus
Lineage: Eukaryota; Metazoa; Nemertea; Pilidiophora; Heteronemertea; Lineidae
Exons: 1
Coding region: 1-1377 (458 amino acids)
Source: RefSeq, a predicted model, not a curated record